UCGCAGGAAGUCCUCUCUGUCCAGAGAGAAGCUCCGGCUGCUCUUCAAGCACCACUGUGAGAUUCGGAGGGGAAUUAUUACCCUCAAGCCCUCCACAGUGAAGAAGUUCUGCCUGUCUGAACAGAACUUCUCUCAGUUCUUCCCUGAUGACCCGCCCUUUUUCCACUUCAGCUCCACCUCUAAUGGAGGCUCACCUGGACAGAUGUGUGUGUCACCGCUGAACGCCCUGGAGGAGAAACUCAAGCUGCUGCAGAAGAAGGACGAGAUGGCUGCUGCAGCUCAGAUUAGAGCUCAGCUGAAGGAGAGGGAGGAGCUGCAGAAGGCUAGGAGAGAGAGGGAUGACAAGGACAGGCUGAGAGAGGAGCAGAGACUACGUUUUGAGGAGGAGAAACACAGGAAGAAGGAGGAGAAGGAGCGAAGAAAGCUGGAGAAAGAGAGGGAACGAGAGAAGCUAAAAGAAGAAAAGAAGAAAUAUGCUGAACGUCUGAAGCAGUGGAACCAACCCAGAGAAGAUAUGGAGUGUGAAGACUUGAAGGUCAGUAAACGCAUCGGUAACCAGACAGACCGGGAGGUUUUCAACUAA
Messenger RNA from Nematolebias whitei (Rio pearlfish), 583 nucleotides. RefSeq names its product bromodomain adjacent to zinc finger domain protein 1A. Gene Ontology annotation, biological process: chromatin remodeling. The record is from RefSeq and is a predicted model, not a curated record. NCBI's taxonomy places the organism in Eukaryota, Metazoa, Chordata, Actinopteri, Cyprinodontiformes, Rivulidae.